CUCAGCUGCCUCGCAAUGACGACAAAUUCAGUAAAUUGUGCUGCGUAAUAGAGCUUCUUAUUCUAUUGUCUUCUAGUUGUUUUUCGUUUUUUUUUUUUUUCUUUGGGUCACUCGUUAGAGUUGAUAAAAAAUAAGAAACAAUCCUUCCACUGGAAAAAAGCGAUAUGUACCUUCGAACGUUGAGGGUAAACGGUUGGAGAAAAGAACGACGUGAUACACAGGAGUAGCAUAGUUGUCUCGACUACUGAAUCAAAGACACCGUAUUGUUUGCGAGCACAGACGACACAGCAACCCUUAACGCAAGACAGCGGUGAAGGAGGAGGCUCGAGGACACCGAGGAUCGUCCAAGACGAGGGGAAGGAGGAUGGCUUCAGCGAUGGCGGUGCUCUUGAUGGCUCUGUCGAUUUGGCUGUUGAUCGGCCCAAUCUCGGCCUACAACGAAUUCGGGUUAAGCGACAGCGGCAACGGGGAGUAUGACUGCCCGGAGGAUUGCCACUGUCACCGUGACAGCGUGCGCAUCAGUUUGGUGACCGAUUGCUCGGAGAGCAAUUUGACCGGGGUGCCGCACGACGGGCUCAGCCGGAACGUCUACUUGCUCGACAUGAACGGCAAUAACGUCGAGCACCUGGCGCCCUUUCCCCCGGACAUCAAGCUACGCAGCUUUCAAAUUGCCCACAAUCGCCUUACCGAGCUCGCUUACGACUCCUUUGCCAACCUUACCUACCUCCUCGAUGCCGACUUCUCUUACAACCGCAUUACCAAGGUCGAUCCCGAGGCGUUUAGAGACUGUCCAGGGCUUAUAAAUUUGGAACUCCAGCACAAUCCACUGUCGGAAAUACAAGGCCCGUUCCUCAACUGUCGGCCUCUAAAGUACCUAGACCUGAGCGCAUGUGGUAUUCGCUCUCUCAACUCGGAGUUCUUCCAGAACACGUCGAACAUCAUCAAACUGUACUUGUCAAACAACCCUCUGGGCCACAUUGAGCCCGGACCCUUCGACCACCUCACGAAUCUCGAAUACCUGAAACUCUCCAAUUGUAGUCUCACGUCCAUCUCCCCGGAAGUAUUCCGUGAUUCGGAGAACCUGCGGGAACUCGAGUUGGACGAAAAUGAUUUGCGAUCGUUGAACUGGAACGCGGUUCUGACGCCCCUCGUUCGCCUGGAAUACUUGAACCUGAGAAAAACCAAAAUCACCAAUUUGCCGGGCGACGCUUUCGCUAAGAAUCGAUAUUUAACGAGGUUGGUGCUGGCCGACAACGAACUACACCAUCUCGACGUCGAAAGUACAUUAGGACACAACCUGCACAAUCUUCAAUCCCUGGAUCUCUCCAACUGCCAUCUCCAGGACAGGUUGUCCGAAGAAGCAUUCAGAAACGCUAGUAAUCUUCGCGACCUGAACCUAAACGGCAAUCCGAUGUUCGCAGCCGAUCUGACCGUGGUGCUGCAGCAUCUGCCGGAACUCCACAAGUUAUCGCUCAGUAACUGCAAAUUGCGCAGAUUGCCCGAGGCUUUCGAGAACCUCGAACAUUUGCAAGAACUCGACAUUUCGUACAAUCCACUUUCGGACGCGUUUGUCCAUCUGCUGAAUCCCCUGAAAUCCCUCGAGUACCUUGACAUGUCCUACUGCAAUCUUGGUCACGUGGGCAACAACACGUUCACGUUAAUGACGUCACUAAAGAAAUUGAUAAUGUCCGGCAACAUGCUGCACUCCCUCGAGGAGGGACUUUUCACCCAACUAACGCGACUCGAGAGCCUCGAGCUGAACGAUUGCGGUCUGAAGCACCCAAUCGAUCCAAAAGUCUUUGGUGAUCGUCCCUACGCCAACAUCAUCGAGUUGAAACUGAGCAAAAACCCUCUGGCGGUUCCUAAAGAAGGUCCUUUGCUGCCUGAUCAGCUCUCGGGUGUGGAGAUCAUCGAUUUGAGCUACUGCGACAUCGGCCGACUGCACGAAGACGUGUUCUCGGAUACGCGAAACCUCACGACUCUUAACCUGUCGAACAACAAACUGACCGGUGCCGACAACCUUACUUUCCUCAACAAACUCCGACAACUCGAACACCUGGAUCUCAGCAACAACAGCCUAAGUACAAUCAGGCCACGCGUCUUUCACUUCAAUCCGCGUCUUUUGAGCGUCAACCUGAUGGGCAAUCCUUUCGUCUGCAACUGUUCGAUCGCCGAGAUGUGGGACUGGGCUCUGAAGGAAAAGAACGAUCUUGAUGUCCUGGUGGGCUCUCAGCCGUCGCAGUACACGACUGGUGCCGUUAAGUUGCGCAAGACUCUGUCUUGCUCUUACGAUUCUAAGGAGACGAACCGCAACCUCGUGAGGACCUGGGCCAAGUACAUUCGCGAGUCGCAGUGCCACAGGAGCUCAUGAUACGGUACGGCUGAAUAUCAGGGUGUUGGGCAGAAGCAGCAGGUCGUACGUGGACCCACAAAAAACGAGCUGUAGGUGACGUUUUUAUUUUUUUUUUUUUUUAUUUUUUUUUUUUACAAGCCCCUUAGUUACGUUUAUGUGAAUCCUACUCCAUGAUAAAUUAUCGAUUAGUUUACAUCUUCUAUCAUUGUUGUAACUUAAAUAUUAAUACCGUGUGUAAUUUAUGACAUUAGCAGUUCUGAAUACUCGGUACUUUAAAACAAAACAUAAAAUAAAUUGAAAACAAAAAAAUUGUGUAUUUUGGGGAAAAAAUUUGUUGUUUCUUAAAACAAAAUUUUAAAUCAAACGUAUUCAUGGUAACAUUUCGAAGUGUAAUAGUAAAUCAAAUGUAUUAUUAAGUAUAUUGUAUUCUAUUAUUAGUAAUAUAAUUAUCAAAUGCUGUAUAUUACUUCGUAUAAAAAGUAUUUUUUUUAAUACUCUGUAAGUAUACAUCAGAUGUAUUGUGCUUGAAAGUAUCCGUAUAUAGUAAUGUAUUUUGAUAUUGUAGUGAAGAUUAAUUUUUACCUUUUAUGUUAAAACUUGAAAAUUGUAACAGGUUUAUUUUUUAAUGCUGAUCUGUAAGCAUCGACGGAUGUAUGUUAUAAAUUAUUUAGUGUAACACUUCUUAUGUAUAGACGAUAUCAAUUUUCUUUUUACCUAAGCUAUUAAAAAAACUUUUGUUAACAUUAAUCAGCUCUCGUCUCUUGACUUCAAGUUGAGGAGUUUAAGCUUACAGAUGUUGGUUCCGUAGUGCAGUUUCUUUUACGAUAAUAAAAAAUAUUAAAAAUUACAAAUAAUAUUCUCUUAUUACAAGUUAAUCUGAGUAAGAAUUUAAAUAUCGAAAUUAUUACAAUAUCUAGAAUUGUGUAUAAAUAAAUUAUUGUGCGUAAAUAAAUAAUUCCGUGAA
Copidosoma floridanum is the source of this 3317-nucleotide messenger RNA. RefSeq lists its product as uncharacterized. Gene Ontology annotation, molecular function: protein binding. NCBI's taxonomy places the organism in Eukaryota, Metazoa, Arthropoda, Insecta, Hymenoptera, Encyrtidae. The record is from RefSeq and is a predicted model, not a curated record.